UCACAUUUUAAACGACCAAUGGAAAACAUUCUAAAUACACACACCAUGACUCGAUUUCAUUACGUCUGGAGUUUUUGAUAUUUCGUUCGGAGUUGGAACUAUCGCGUCAUUUCGCAAAGUUUACUUUGUUCCUGGAUUUAAUUGAUAUAUUUGGUAGUUAAUAAAGUACGUAAAGAAUGAAUAGAUUAUUUGGAAGAGGAAAGCCUAAAGAACCACCCCCGAACUUAACUGAUUGUAUAUCUAAUGUUGAUAGUAGAGGUGAAUCUAUUGAAAAGAAAAUUGCCAAAUUAGAUGCAGAACUUAUAAAAUAUAAAGAUCAAAUGAAAAAAAUGAGAGAAGGACCUGCAAAGAAUGCUGUUAAACAGAAGGCAAUGAGAGUUUUAAAACAAAAAAAGAUGUAUGAAACUCAGAGAGAGAAUUUAGCUCAGCAGUCAUUUAAUAUGGAACAAGCAAAUUACGCUACACAAAUGUUAAAAGAUACAAAAACCACUGUAGAUGCUAUGAAAUUAGGGGUGAAGGAGAUGAAAAGAGAAUAUAAAAAAGUCAAUAUUGAUGAUAUUGAGAAUUUGCAAGAUGAUUUAGAAGAUAUGUUAGACCAAGCCAAUGAAGUGCAAGAAGCAUUAGGAAGAAGUUAUGGUAUGCCAGAAGUAGAUGAUGAUGAAUUAGAGGCUGAAUUGGAUGCAUUGGGUGAUGAAAUUGCCUUGGAUGAAGAUACAUCAUAUUUAGAUGAUGCGGUGAAAGCUCCAAAUGCUCCAACUAAAGAACCAGGAACUGAGAGUACAAAUGAGGAAGGUGUCUUGGUGGAUGAAUUUGGAUUACCAAAAAUUCCUGCUUCAUAAUUUUGUUAGUCUGAUUUAGAAAAAAUGAAUAAAUUCUGAAUUUGUGUUUUAUACUUCAUACAGCAAAAUUUUUGUUAAAUGAAGAAUCGGCAACUUGGUUCAAGUUAAAGAAUAGCUAUUACUGAAUAAGUUUUCCAAAACAAAUUCUUACUUCAAAUAGAAUAUUCUCUUGUAAAGUCUUCACAAUUUAUUGAAAGUAAUUUUAUAUUAUUUAAACAGAUGAAAUUGUCAACAAGAUAUUUAUUUUCAAUUCUUUAUCAUUAUAACAAUUAUUUGUAUUCUAAAUUUCAACUGAAACAAAAUACUAAUUAAUUGAAGAUGUUUAAUAGUUUAUAUCUUUAUAUCAUAAAGCAUUAAUGUAAGAUUAAACCUAAUUUCUCAUGGGAGUAUAACUAAUAUUACUGUGUUAAAAUUUUUUAUUAAGCAAUCUUCUAAAUUAUGUCUGUAGAAUCUUGUACUAAAUUUCAGAUAUUAUGUUAUUGAAUGUUUAAAAUUUUUAAGUAGACUUUUAUGAUUGAAGAUGAAUUCUUUUAAUUGGAAAAUUGAAACACUUAGGUAUCACAGAACAAAAAAGUCUUUAAUACAGAAUAGGUUGUUAUCUUAUGGAGAAUUGGAUGAAGUUUACUUUGAAGUGUGUGAUAAUAAGAAAAAAUUAAUGUUUUGUGGGAUUGUAUUGUCAAAUUAUAUUGAUUUGUAACUGUUAAACUAUUUAAGA
Molecule: messenger RNA, 1554 nt
Organism: Centruroides sculpturatus (bark scorpion)
Lineage: Eukaryota; Metazoa; Arthropoda; Arachnida; Scorpiones; Buthidae
Gene: Vps60
Product: charged multivesicular body protein 5-like
Exons: 8
Coding region: 177-839 (220 amino acids)
Biological process (GO): vesicle budding from membrane; late endosome to vacuole transport via multivesicular body sorting pathway
Cellular component (GO): multivesicular body
Source: RefSeq, a predicted model, not a curated record